Molecule: messenger RNA, 1181 nt
Organism: Tetranychus urticae (two-spotted spider mite)
Lineage: Eukaryota; Metazoa; Arthropoda; Arachnida; Trombidiformes; Tetranychidae
Product: ADP-ribosylation factor-related protein 1
Biological process (GO): Golgi to plasma membrane protein transport; protein localization to Golgi apparatus; intracellular protein transport
Cellular component (GO): Golgi apparatus
Molecular function (GO): GTPase activity; GTP binding
Source: RefSeq, a predicted model, not a curated record
AAUAACAUAUGAUUUUUGCUUAUACCUGUUUGACUUUUAACUUGACUUUUAUCAUUUCUUUGUUAAUUGAACUCUUAAUUUGUUUAGAUGGUUAAUCAAUUGUUUGUAUUGAUGUAUUUAUAUUGAGUAUUGUCUCAUCUGCUUUCACCUAAACCAGUGUUAAUUUUUAAUGACUGUUGAUAUAAAAAGUGAUAAUGUUUUCCUUGUUUUAUGGAUUAUGGAAAUACAUAUUCAAAAGAGAUGAGUUUUACGUGUUAAUUCUUGGUUUAGAUAAUGCUGGUAAAACUACUUUUCUGGAGCAGACUAAAAUUAAAUUUAAUCGUAAUUAUAAAGGUGUUAAUCUCAACAAGAUAACCACUACAGUUGGAUUAAAUAUCGGAAAAAUUGAGUACAAAGGUAUUGUAAUGAAUUUUUGGGAUCUUGGCGGACAACAUGAGCUUCAAUCUUUAUGGGAUAAGUAUUAUGCAGAAUCUCAUGGUAUAAUAUUUAUAAUUGAUUCAGCUGAUAUUGAAAGAAUUGAGGAAUCAAAGGCAGCAUUCGAAAAUAUGAUUACAAAUGAACAUCUUGUUGGUAUUCCGCUAUUAAUUGUAGCCAAUAAGCAGGAUAUUCCGGAAGCAUUGUCACUUGAUCGGAUUAAAUCAAUUUUCAAAUCAUCUGCUUCUCAGAUUGGCAAACGAGAUAUACAUUCAAUAUCUGUCUCUGCGUUAAAUAGUCAAGGCAUCACUGAAAGUAUUGAUUGGAUGACCAAUUGUAUAAAACGCAAUGUCCCGACUAGACCCCCUAAUAACGCUGAGGACUAGCAGUAUAAAAUCAUGUUAACUUUACCAUUCUCAUAUUCGCUGUCAUUAUAAAAGGACCAUAAUCAACAUCAUUCCAUAUCAUUUCUUCCAAUGACCAUUGCCUGUGUGAAUACUUUAGAUAUAAUCAAUUUGCCUACCUUUUACACAAAUUUUUGUUAAUAAUUUUAUAACCACUGUUACGAAAUUGUUCUAAUUUCAAUCAAUUAUUUUUAACUCUAUCUCAUCUAUGUGUAAUCGAAAUACUCUAUCCUGGAAAUUUUUGUCCCACCUGACAAUAGAUGGUUUUCUGACCGAUAUAGUCGAAUGAAAUUAUGCAUUCCACUUGCUAUUUUUAUACUCAAAUCGUUAUAAUAAAAAAAUUAACUAGUACAAGCUACAUAA